CUUUCUCUGCACCUUUGUCUACGUUGCAUUCGCAGAAGAGAAAGAGAGAGAUGGCAGCAACUGAGAUACCACUAUAUUCCAAAGUCCUAAGCAAGCGCAGAAAUAGAAAUAGCCAGUCUUUACUGGAGCCUCUCUUGAUGAAUGGAUUCUCUGUACAUAUAGCGCUAAAAGCUUUGGCAGCUACUGGGCAAAAGUCAGUAGAAGAUGCAACAAAAUGGUUGCAUUCUCACUGCAAUGAUCCCUCUUUAGAAGAUCCUAUCCCACAAGAAUAUGCCCUUUAUUUGUGCCCAGCAGGACCACUGAAUGACACACUAGUAGAAUUUUGGAGAGAAAGCAAACAACAGUGUGGAAAAAACAGAGCCCAUGAGAUUUUCCCACAUAUCACCCUUUGUGAAUUCUUUACGUGUGAAGAUCAAAAACUUGAAAACUUAUAUGAAGCCUUAAAGAGAGCAGGUGACCGUUUUUCCAUCUGCUUCCCCACCAUCAUCUCCCUCUCACUUCAUUCCUCCAGCUCCUACAUUGGCUUUUUCCUUAGUGAUGGUCCUGCAAAUAUCCUCAAAUCAUUUGCUGCAGCUUUUGCUACAGAGGCUAUGGCCUUCGCAGACUGCUCUGUCAAACCUUCCACCAAGCAGCUACAUCUAACAUUGGCCAACAAAUUUUAUCCUCACCAUCAAAAGACUUUGGAACAAUUGGCCAAAUCAAUCAAUCCAAAGCAAAGCUGCAAUUGGGUGGCGGCUUUGUAUUCAAGAGACAUGCGGUUUGUCCAUUACCAGGUUUUGAGAGCUUUGUUUCAGUAUAAACCUCAGAACAUUGAUGAGCUGAUGCUAGGUGCUGGAGAUCUAAUAUAUGUUGACCGAGUACAAUCAGCAGAUGCUUGCAAUGGCUGGGUGAUAGGCGUCUCCCACAGAACGGGAUGCCGGGGAUUUCUUCCUGAGAAUUACACAGAGAAAGCCAAUGAGUCAGAUACCUGGGUGAAACACAGAGAAUAUGUUUUUACUCUAGCCCCUGGACAAUCUCCCAAGAAUCAAACUGAACCAUGCAUUAAACAGAAGAACCCAAGUCCAAUGCCAAGGAAUGUAGCCGAAAUGUGUACUCCUCAGAGUUCUGGGAAAAGCCCAGGCCAAAGAGGCCUUUUAGUGAUCCGCCAUGGAGAAAGGGUAGACGAGGUGUUUGGGAAGUCUUGGCUACAGCAGUGUUUUGCUCCAGAUAGAAAAUAUUGUCGAGCAGACCUAAAUUUCCCUUCCAAUCUACCCAAUCGAAAAGAUAGUACCAUAGCCUUUGAACAUGACCCUCCUUUAUCAUCCUGUGGUAUAUUCCAGUCUAGACUAAUAGGUGAAGCUCUGCUAGAGAAGGAAGUAAUGGUUUGCUGUGUAUAUUCUUCUCCAGCACUACGUUGUAUCCAGACAGCCCAGCAUGUAUUGGAAGGGCUUCAGCUGGAGAAAAAGGUUAAAAUUUGUAUUGAACCCGGACUCUUUGAAUGGACUAAGUGGGAGGCAGACACAACAGUUCCCUCUUUUAUGACAGAAAGAGAACUGACAGAGAUCAAUUAUAGUGUAGAUACUACAUACAGAUGCAAUUUUCCUCUUUCUUCUCUGAUGCCGUCCGAAGGAUAUGAUGACUAUAUUAACAGAUGUUCUGCAAGUAUAAAAUACAUCAUUGGCUCCUGUGCAACUAAAGGCACCAUCCUACUUGUUGGUCAUGGCUCAUCCCUGGAUUCCUUCACUCGGCCAUUAUUGGGUCUUCCUGCCAGGGACAGCAGCAGUUUUGCACAGUUUGUCCGAAAGAUACCAUCACUGGGAAUGUGUUUCUGUGAAGAGCUUACACAGGAAAGAAAAUGGCAGCUGGCUAAUCCACCGGUCAAGAUGCUAACCCAUGGAGCCAAUGUCACAUUUAAUUGGAAACACAUCUUUCUGGACCAUUAAGCAAUAUUUAUUCACUCUCAAUAUGAACUUACGUUCUCCUGAUUCAACAUCCCUGCUCUGUUUCUUGCCUACAAUUAAGUGAUAUAACUCAGGAACUGACUUUGAUGGAGUGGAAAAGAUAAUCUUUGUGUGAAAAUUUAAAUAAACCUUAGCCAGCAUUUACUUGGAUAGUUAAGAAUGCAUCAGGCUCUGGAACUCUCUGGAACUCUCUCCCAUUGGAGAUUAGAACUGCCCUUUCCCUCCUGACGUUUAGAAGGUUGGUGAAGACCUGGCUUUGGAAUCUGGCAUUUCAUGAGUGAGGCAAUGGCUUUUGACCACAUGGACGGAUGGGGAUGAAUAGUGAUUUU
This is a messenger RNA of Anolis sagrei ordinatus, 2269 nucleotides long. It is a transcript of the gene UBASH3A, whose product is annotated as ubiquitin associated and SH3 domain containing A. Gene Ontology annotation, molecular function: protein binding. The record is from RefSeq and is a predicted model, not a curated record. NCBI's taxonomy places the organism in Eukaryota, Metazoa, Chordata, Lepidosauria, Squamata, Anolidae. Gene Ontology annotation, biological process: negative regulation of T cell receptor signaling pathway. Gene Ontology annotation, cellular component: cytoplasm.